CGAGCGCUCGCAGCAUCAGCAACACACACUUCCGCACGCACACACACACCCACCCACACACACAUACACAAAGAGGUCAGCUCGCGUGCUGCGACUUGACGCCAGACACAAUAAAGCAGACAUAGGAACUGAUCCCCGUGCCGUCACACACGCUGGAGAGGCCUGCAAGAUGAGGAAUAUCAUUCUUCACUGAGAAAACCGAAAGAGAUGGUCCUGUUAUUCGUAACCGAGUGAUGGCAAGGAAUAAACCCAGGACUAAAAGAAGACUGUGUACAAGUUCAAAAAGACUUUGAUGAAAAUAAAAAUGGAGAUCAAGCAUUUGGGGGAAAAAAAUAUUUAAUGAAAGAGUUUAACAACCAAGAAAAAAAGCAAUACAAGUGUCUCGUGAUCUCCGUAAGCUUUUCUAUUUCCUAUUAUUGUCAUCUUCUCCUUCCAUUUUCUUGUUAUUGUUGCACACACAAACACAUCAAUGAGAAAAAUAACUCUGUGUUCACGCUUAUUCCCCCUCUACUCUUGCUGCAGACAAAGCCCGUCAUAACCAUGAUGACGGACAGUAAGGAGGCGAAGCUUGAUGCACAGGUAGAGGUAACAGUAUCUGAAGGCCCAGAGCGGCGACGGCAGGGCAAAAUCCAGCCAUUCCGGCGUCGACUUGGGAAGAAGAAAAGGAGGGAAGCAGAACGUGGGUUUGAGGGAUCUGAACUUAAACCUAGCCAUUCCACUGACAGAGUUUGCAAUGGGGUGGUCUCAGUUUUUGAGGAGAAUGAUCAGUAUCUAAGGGAGUUAAAAACCCUAGGGUCACGAGCUUUUUCUCACGAGAGUGUAUUUAUCCCAGAGGACUCAGAGGAGACAUAUCCAGGACAGACAAUGUCCCAGGAGAACGUUUCAGACAAAGUUAGGAACAUUCAGAGGCAAAUUGGACAUAAUAUCAAAUUUGGUCAGAGACUUCCUUCACUUAGAAAGAGUGAGGGAGAUGAAGGUAGCUCAGAUGAAGAAGAGAUGCCACGAAGUCCACUGAGGGUUCUUGCUCAGGUGGAGAAUGAGCCACCGGAGACCGAAGCCAAGGAAAAUGCUGGCAGCCACGAGACGGUCGAUCACAGAGCUCCAGUCAAAUCCCCACGCACUAAGCGCCCACCUCCCCCUGGCACAAUUGAGUCCAUCAAUCUAGAUGCUGUCCCUCAGUCUGUCCCACGCUUGGACAACACUGCUGCCAAACAUAAACUGUCUGUCAAACCGAAGAACCAGAGGGUGUCACGCAAACAUAGAAGAUUCACACAGGAGUUUCAGGAAGAGGAUUUCUCUGAAAUGCAAGAGCAAUCUGAAACACAAAAGGACGAAGAAGUCUUUGAUUUGCCAAAAGAGGACUAUAACAUUAUCCAUUGGAGCAAAGAGGAUUAUGAACCCACUGAGAAAUCAACAAGGCGACGAUUUCAUGAGGAGGAGCUAGAACGCCUUGAGCUUCAGAGAAGGGAACAAGAGGUAGAGAGAAAGAUGGAGGAACAACAGAGGAGAAUUGAGGAGCAGAGGCUAGAAGAAGAAAAGCUGCGCAGACAGGAGGAGGAUAGGCUGCAAAAGGAGGAAGAGGAGAGGAUGCAACAAGAGGAAGAGGCAAGGAAAGAAAAGGAAGAGGAAGAAAGAAGGAGAGAAGAGGAAGAGCAAAGAUUAAAAAGCGAGGAAGAGCAAAAGAGGCAAGAGGAUGAAAGAAUGCGGAAAGAGGAGGAGGAAAGAAGAAGAGCAGAGGAGGAGAGAAGGCAGCAGGAACUUGAGGCAGAACAUCUUCGUCUGAAAGAGGAAAGAGAAAGGGAGCAGGAGGAGAGACGGAGAAAAGAGGAGGAGGAAGCAGAACAACGUAAGAUUCAAGAGUUAGAGGAGAAACGGCAGAGAGAGGAAGAGCAACGCCUCCGUGCGGAGGAAAGAAGCCGACAAGAGGAGGCUGAGAGAAAAAGACUAGAGGAAAACGAGGAAAGAAAGGGGCAACAGCAAGAGGAGAAAGCUGGAGCUACUGACCCAGAAUGGAAAAGAAAAGCAGAGGAACUGAGAUGGAGAGAGAUGGAGGAGAGACAGAGGCCCUUCACUUUCAAGGUCUCUUCAGGCGAGAAGCAGAUACUAUUCCAGAAGGUCAACCUCACUCCUGUUACUCUGUCAACUGGCCAACAGGGUGAAUCAACAGCUGAAACCAGCGAGGGAGCCAAAGCUUCUUCACCAGGAUGCACAGAUUCACCAACUCUAUCUUCAUCUCUUUAUGUCCCACAUACUGCAAUUCUUGUGACAGGAGCCCAACUUUGUGGAACUGCAGUCAAUCUCGAUCAGAUCAAGGACACAGCCUGCAAGUCCCUACUUGGCCUUUCGGAAGGCAAAAAGGCCAUGAGCACUCCUCCAACCAAAAGCAGGUCUUCACCAGAUCGUAAAUCUGGAAAAAACAAAUCCUUAUAUGAGUCUUCCUUAUCUGCAGACCAAUCAAAUGCUGCUGUCCUGGCAGAAUGGGCAAGUAUCCGAUCCAAAAUUUUUAAAGGUGCUGAGGAUGGAAAAUAUCCUGAAUACCUGGAUCAGAGUCGCAGGCCGAUUAGUGAGGAUCUAAAUACAGUGCCAUUCUCUCACAGCAACCUCAUGAAAACCAUGUCAGCCAGUGCUAAGUUUUCCAUCAUACCAGCCAGAGUGAAGUUUACUGAUUCCAACAGGCGCUCAGAGAGUUCUGGUCAGGAAGACAAAGAAGGUGUGACAAUAGAAUCACCAUCUAUGGAAAUUCCCUCUGUACAAAAAUCUGAAUUGCCCUCUUUAGGUACCAAGAUCCAGAGCAGGGGAAGCAAAGUUGUCCACAUUGCAGAUAGUGUUGAAGAAUGCAUGUUUGCCAAAGACCUCCCCUCCUUCCUUGUUCCCAGUCCACCACAUGGAUCUCCCAAAUCACAGAGGUCUGAGACUGGAUCCCCAAGUCAGGCAGAAUCAGAAGACUUGGAUCCAAAGGAUGAAAGGGAUCAGAAGGAUCAGAGUGGUGAUGAGCGGCCCUCACCUUUUGGAAUCAAGUUGAGAAGAACCAACUACUCUCUUCGCUUCCACAAUGAACAAUCUACAGAGAAGAGGAAGAAAAGGUACAGUGCAGGAGACAGUUUUGAAGGUGUCCCAGUGCCCCUCACCUCCACUGACCAAGAUUCUGACACUUCUACUUUCUCUGAAACGUCUAGCCCUGUUUCUCCUCAACUAGAGAUUACUGGAUUUCAAACCACUACAGCACCCAGUAAAGAAUCUCAAAGUAAGUUUAGCAGAAAUACUCUCCCUUUGGCAUGCACUGAAGCCGACCACUUUGUCCCCAAGCCUCCAUUUUACCAAAAACCAGCUACCUCCCCCAAACCAUCUGAAGGUGCCACACCUCCACCCUCUCCUCUCCCUAAACCUGGUAGAAGGACUUCAGGGGAAAUUAUUUCACUAAGGACAGGGCAAGCAGAACAGAUAGAUGCUGAGCAGAGCAGUGAUCAAAAGGAAGAAGUUGCAGGAUCUGUACCAUCCCAGAAAAAUGGACAAGGAGAGGAGGAGCUUAAAGAAAAGAAGUCAUUUUUUCCAUCCAUCAGCAUGCCAUGGAGAGAGAAAACAGACCGUAGGACAGAACUAAUUAAAAAAGAAAAACCCUCUCUGCAGGCCAGGCACUCUCUGGACAGCUCACGGACACAAGAGAAAGAGACAGGACCACUUUGGAUCACUCUGGCACUGCAAAAACAGAAAGGCUUCAGAGAACAUCAGCAAACCCGAGAGGAAAGGAAGAGCCAGAGAGAAGCUAAGCUGGCUGAGAAACAGGCUAGGGACAGAGAUAGUGCUGGAAUGAUCAGUCCCACAGAAGAUAAGGGCAAUGGAAGUUCCAGACCUCUCAAGCCUCAAACAGCAGAUGAGAAUAAGAGACCAGACUCACUCCUGGCCCGUUUUGAACGACGUGACAACUUGAAGAAAGCAAAUACCUUGCCCAGCUCAGUCACAGUUGAAAUUACAGACUCUACACCAUCUCCGCCAGCAACAAAAGAUGUGACAAAGCGCUUCCCUCCUGGUGACACUACCCAGGUUUCUACCGAGCCUGCCUGGCUUGCCCUGGCAAAGCGUAAGGCCAAAGCCUGGAGCGACUGCCCACAGAUCAUCAAGUGAUCCAUUACUUCUGAGCAGUGAAAAAUCAAACAAGGCAUCUCCUUCAUCCACAUCACUUAGCCAUCACUGCACCCCAGCACACCUAUUCCUCUGAACAAAAAAGUCUAUAAUUAACUUUUGAGCAAUCAGGUAUUUACAAAUAUUUGGUAAUUUAGUGACUAAAUAUUGUACCAAUAUUCAGAUUCACUAAGGAUUUUAUCAAAUGAUCACUUAGACAAUGACAUCAAUCUGCCACUCUGGUUUUCAAUACACAGGAUUAUUGCAAUAGCAUGCAUCAAAAGCUUAUUUACUCAUUUUUGUAUCACAGUCUAUCAAACAAGCCCUAGAAUCUUCAAAGAAGUUGCAGCCCUUCAUAUCUUCAAAGUUACCAGUGGUUAACAGUGUAUAUACACAAUGCAUGUCAAACUGUUGAUUCUAGAUAUCACUAAAACAAUAUCAUAGGUUCACAUUAAGUACAAAUGCAUCAUGUCAAAUAAAACAAGAAAGUAUGUUGUUGCUUUGGUGACAAUUCUGGGAAGAAAUUCAAGGGCUAAUAAUGACACAACCUUCACAAAUUUCACUCCUCGCUCCCACAAGCAUGUAAAUCAGAGAAACUGUUUUGUAAUUUUUCUAGUUUUCGUUUUCCAUGUAUGCACUCAAAUGAGUUGCCACUCACAGAGCUUGCCUAUGGACAGACAUUGUAACUUUUUUAUUUCUUAUUAUAUUUGAUAUGUUGGCAAAGUAAAAAGAUCUCCACUGUGUCCGUGACAACUGUGAGUACUGUUAUUUUAAAUAUUGCUAAAAAUCAUAAAUGACAAAUCAGCACUGUUUAUACAUGUAAUCAACUAACAGUGAAUUUUUCCUUCAAGUUUCCAUGAUAACAUAGUAUACAAUGCACUUGAACUGUGCUGUCAAUUGAUGAAAAAUCGACUUCUUGCAGUGUCUAUACCCGCCAGUUUCUGUAGAAUUGGUUGACCUGGAACCGCCUGCUUGCUGUAACAUAAACAUUGCUAUCCUGGCAUAGCGUGUGCUAGCAUCUCUUUUACAGCUAAUAAGCAAAACUUGCAACACGGCUAAGUGAUGGGAGAUCAGUGUUUCAAAUCCAAUGUUCUGGGGAGAGAGAGUAAGAACAAGAGGUCUAGCCAAUGGAAAUAUCCUUUUUAAAAAAGAGGAGCAUUUCCAGUGAGUGAAUGAAUGGACUAUUGACGGACAUCACCUCUUGUCCUUGAAUAAGGCAGCUAACCCCAGAUUGCUUCGGGGGGUAUUGUCCUUGUAGGUGCAGUUGCUCUGAAAAAAGUGUCUGCUAAAUGAUGGAGGUUAGUAAAAACGAAACCUUGAUCUCUCAGCAGAGCCACUGACUCCACUAUCUAAUGUAACAUUGUAUGUAUGUAAUGUAUGUAUGUAAUAGAAGUGAAAUGAAGCAGACUGCAUUCCUUUGGAGAUCUCCUGAACUGCAGUCACGUCACUUUUUUCAUUGGUAGUGUGCAAUAGUGUCGCGUAAACAGUGUUGUAUAAUGAUAUAAAACAAAAAGUUUGUUGAUAAUUACACUUUUUGUUCCACUUUAGUAAAAACCCAUGACAGAAAAAGUGAUGCAAUGUUAUGAAAUGUUGAAAAAAUUAAAGGAAACUGUUUGAACUUGG
Messenger RNA from Carassius auratus (goldfish), 5742 nucleotides. RefSeq lists its product as uncharacterized. The transcript is spliced from 10 exons. NCBI's taxonomy places the organism in Eukaryota, Metazoa, Chordata, Actinopteri, Cypriniformes, Cyprinidae. The record is from RefSeq and is a predicted model, not a curated record. Bases 340 to 4122 code for a protein of 1260 amino acids. Gene Ontology annotation, biological process: negative regulation of barbed-end actin filament capping; maintenance of gastrointestinal epithelium.